Messenger RNA from Scedosporium apiospermum, 1572 nucleotides. RefSeq lists its product as uncharacterized. Gene Ontology annotation, molecular function: transmembrane transporter activity. Gene Ontology annotation, cellular component: membrane. The record is from RefSeq and is a predicted model, not a curated record. Gene Ontology annotation, biological process: transmembrane transport. Bases 1 to 1572 code for a protein of 523 amino acids. The transcript is spliced from 5 exons. Lineage: Eukaryota; Fungi; Ascomycota; Sordariomycetes; Microascales; Microascaceae.
AUGGGUCAACCGUCUUAUGAGGCGUCCAACGCCAUCAUCUACCUCACUUAUGGCCUCUUUCUGGUCAUGGGAACCGUCAUUGCCUGGAAGAUGUCCAAGUCGAAGGACACCUUCCUUGCCGGCAAUGGAACUCAAAAGGCUCUUCCGCUAGCCUUCAACUUUGUCGCCGCUGUCCUCGGUUCUGCAAUUCUCUUCGCGUAUCCCGAACUCGCCACCAUUACUGGUGUCCAAGGAGUCGUCAUCUACGCCCUGUCGUCGUCGCUGCCUCUGUUUGCAUUUGCUGCUCUCGGUCCCAUUAUCCGGAGGCGGUGCCCUGAAGGCUUCGUUUUGACUGAAUGGACGAGGCAGCGUUAUGGCAUCCCGUGCGGCCUGUUCCUGAGCUUCAUGACUCUGGUGACGCUCUUCCUGUACAUGAUUGCCGAGUUGUCCGCCAUCGGCCAAGUCGUUAGUGCCAUGACAGGAGUCCCCGAUCUGCCGGUUAUGAUUGUGCAAUGUGCCGUUACAACCAUUUACACCUCUCUAGGAGGUUUCAAGAUCUCUUUCUUGACCGAUAUGAUUCAGGGAGUCAUGGUCUGCUGCCUCAUCAUCAUCGCCUCCAUUACCAUUGGUGUAAAGACAAAGAUCGACACUUCCCUCAUCCCUUCGUCUGGCCUUCUCGAAGCCUCAACCUUGGGAUGGCAACUGCUCUACAUCCUACCUGUUUGCAUUCUCACCAAUGACUUCUUCCUCUCCACCCUCUGGCUGCGUACGUUUGCUUCGAAAACCGACAAGGAUCUCUGGGUCGGCGUCACCGUCGCAGUCGUCAUCAUCUGCAUCGUCUUGACCUUGGUGGGCAGCACUGGUCUCAUUGCUACCUGGUCUGGUGCUUAUCCGGGUGAUUCGGCUGAGGAUAACCGAUCCAUCGCCUUCUUCCUCUUGCUGAACCAGCUUCCCGCGUGGGUUGUCGGUAUCGUGCUUGUCAUGGUCGUUUCCAUGUCCACUGCCGCCUUUGACAGCAUCCAGUCCGCCAUGGUCUCCAGCGCCUCCAACGAUCUUUUCCGUAACCGCCUCAACAUUUGGUAUAUUCGCGCCAUGGUUGUCCUGAUCAUGAUCCCCACCAUCGUCCUGGCUCUCAAGGCUCCCUCUAUCCUCCAGAUCUACCUCAUUUCCGAUCUCGUCUCGGCCGCUGUCGUCCCCGUCCUCGUCAUUGGUCUCUCAGAUCGAUUUUUCUGGUGGUGGCGAGGUUUCGAGGUCGUUGUCGGCGGGCUCGGCGGUAUCUUCACCGUUUUCCUGUUCGGCACGGUCUACUACGGCGAUGCCUAUAAGGGCGGCCGCCUCAUACUCAUCGAGCAGGGUCUUACGUCGGGCGACUGGGCCGUUUUCGGGGCGUUUGUUGCUGCUCCCGUGGGAGGUAUGCUUUGGGCUCUUGCCGCUUCUGGGUUGAGGAUAGGAGUCCAGUGGUGCUUGGCCAAGAAGAAUGGGACACGGUUUGAUGCCCUCGAUCGUCCUAUUCCGGCCGUUGUUGAAGCGGGCUCGUCCGACCAGGAGGGAGACGAGGUCUCAUUUUCGAAGAAGGCUGGCAAGUUCUUUUAA